UCCCCCAUCGUCUGUUCGUCACCUCCUCCUCUGUCUGACGCAGCAGGGCGGCGCCGGCGCGCCAGCCAGCCAAAGGCCAUGGCGAUGGCGGCCUGCUCCGUCCGCCUCCUCGCCGCCGCCGCCGCGCACCGCAGCACCAGCGCCGCCGCGGUCCGCCAGACGCGACGUCGACCCGUCGCGUGCUCCUCCCUCUCGUUCCCGCCCGGUGGCCGUGGCCCGUCCUCCUCUAUCCGCGCCAGCUUCUCCUCCAUCUCCCUCCCCUCCUCCGCGCCCUUCUUCAACCUCCUCCCGCCAGACUCCGACCCCUUCAUCCAGUGGGACCCGCCGCCGCCGCAGGACGCGUCCAUUCACUCCGGCUCCGGCGGCGUCGGCGGCGGCCGAGGGGACGAGGAGGGAUCCACGCUGGUGGUUCUGCUGGGCUGGCUGGGCGCGCGGCAGAAGCACCUGCGGCGGUACGCGGACCUGUACCGCGGGCGCGGGGUCGGGUCCGUGCGGUUCGUGGUGCCCGUGCGCGAGCUCGUCGGGCUCGACCUCGGCCGCCGCGUCGAGCGCAGGGUCGCCGACCUCGCCGCCGAGAUCGCCGCCUGGUGCGACGCCGACCGCCGCCGCACGCUCCUCUUCCACACCUUCAGCAACACCGGCUGGCUCGCUUACGGUGCAGUACUUGAGAAUCUACAAUCAAGGGCUGAUAUAAUUGAGAGGAUAAGGGGAUGCAUUGUAGACUCUGCACCAGUUCUAGAGAUAAGACCGGAGGUCUGGGCUGCUGGGUUCUCUGCUGCCAUGCUGAAGAAAAGCAGUUCUUUGACAGGACCUUCAUCUGACUUUCUUGAUGGAUCUACUUUGAAUGGUGCCUUGAACAAAGUGAAUUCUGUCUCUGAGUUGACGAGACCAUCAUGGGGUGAAACUUUUCUUCUGUCAACUCUACAGAAGUUCUUUGAGAUUGUCCUUCACCUACCUGACGUAAACCAGAGACUACGCAAGGUCCUCGCUGUCCUCUCGGAGAAGCAGCCGUCCUGCCCCCAGUUCUACCUGUACAGCUCGGCCGACAGGGUGAUACCGGCAGAAUGCGUGGAGAGCUUCAUCGGCAUGCAGAGAUCGCGGGGGCUGAGCGUCUCCGCCUACGACUUCGUCUCCUCGCCUCACGUGGACCACUACCGGAGCUUCCCGCACCUCUACUCCGCCAAGAUCGACGAGUUCCUCAAGAUCUGCUCCCCAGCUAGGGUAUGACCGACAAUGACGACGACACGGUGAUAGUGAUUUAUCUUUUCGCUAACAAGGUGGUUGAGCAUUUUCUUGGAAGGGAGUUGUAGUCUGGUUGUAUUUUUUUGAACGUCAUGUAUGUUCUUUAGGGGGGGCGCAUAUGAUGCAGUAAGAUGGUUAUAUAUUUGGGUGUUUGAAGAAUGAAGAGUGCGGAAAUAGCCAGAGGUUCCAUGUGAGCUUCAUCUGUUUGAAUCCAAGCAACUCUUGAUGGCAUCCUGAUUCCUGAACGAUUGAUUAUAUUAGUACCCAUUUCUUAUUCUUA
Brachypodium distachyon (stiff brome) is the source of this 1522-nucleotide messenger RNA. Its product is annotated as transmembrane protein 53. The transcript has 4 exons. The record is from RefSeq and is a predicted model, not a curated record. Lineage: Eukaryota; Viridiplantae; Streptophyta; Magnoliopsida; Poales; Poaceae. Bases 79 to 1227 code for a protein of 382 amino acids.